Molecule: messenger RNA, 1083 nt
Organism: Exaiptasia diaphana
Lineage: Eukaryota; Metazoa; Cnidaria; Anthozoa; Actiniaria; Aiptasiidae
Exons: 5
Coding region: 90-1049 (319 amino acids)
Source: RefSeq, a predicted model, not a curated record
GAAUUGUUCGUUCCUUAGGUGCUUCUAAAGAUAAAUAUGUUGAAGAUUUGUAUAACAAUGUUGCAGCACUUGAAGAAUUUUCAAGAUGCAUGGAUCCACAGUUCAAAAAUAUCGAAAACUGGGAACACUUUGCGUUUGCUCUUGGUGUUCCUCCAGUCACUAUCCGUACAUGCAAACUGUACUCGGAAUGUAGUCCAACAAUAAGACUCUUUAAAUACCUGGAGGUAAUAAAGCCUGAUAUGACUGUUGGUGAUCUUCGUGCUGCCUUAACAAGAAAUCUUGAAAGAGCUAGAUUUGAUUUAGACAGAAUGCUUGAAGAUAAAUUGGCAAAUGAAUGUAAAGUAUCUGAAGCUAUUACCAAUUCUACUUCUGAAAUCUUGGAUAAGAUUGCAUUAAAGCUUGAUUCAGCUUCACCACCAACAUGUACGUGGAUAGAUUUUGGUCUUGAGCUGGGGAUAACCCGUGACACACUUAAGGAAUUUGAGAUGUACACUAACUACAAUCCAACAGAAGCACUAUUCAGAUGUCUAUAUACAGCAAGUGCAAAACCUCUUAAAGCAAGUCUGAUUGUUGGUUACUUUGAGGAGAUGGAUAGGCAGGAUAUCCUUGAAGUGAUCAAACAAACAAUACUUUCAUCAGAUAUUGACUCCAAGGAUGCUCAAGACAUUUUCAAACUUGGUUCAGAACUUCUUGUCACAAUUUCCAGGAAGUUAAAUGAAGAUUGUCCAGGUGUGGGAGGCUGGAGGGUACUUGCAAGUCAUCUGAUAGCUGACCAGUACAUUGAUGACCCAGACAUCAUAUCAAAGCUGGAGCCACCACAUCAACAUGAAAUUCACAGUCCAACAAAGAAAAUCAUAGAAUGGCUUAUAGCCAAUAAACCAGAUUUCACUAUUGAUGAAUUAAUUGCAAAAUGUGAAGAAGUUGGCCGUAAUGAUGCUGUAAAAAUUCUGAUUGGACACUAUUCCAGAGCAGUUGAUUUUGGUGAUGAUACAACAUCCCGACAAAUUAUUGUGCAAGAAACAACAAAAGAGAAACUUUGGAUUAUCUAAACCAAUUACAAAAAUGAUUGGGCGUGAAGAAAAG